Diabrotica virgifera virgifera (western corn rootworm) is the source of this 1268-nucleotide messenger RNA. Its product is annotated as serine protease Hayan-like. Gene Ontology annotation, biological process: proteolysis. NCBI's taxonomy places the organism in Eukaryota, Metazoa, Arthropoda, Insecta, Coleoptera, Chrysomelidae. The coding region runs from base 183 to 1247 and encodes 354 amino acids. Gene Ontology annotation, molecular function: serine-type endopeptidase activity. The record is from RefSeq and is a predicted model, not a curated record. The transcript is spliced from 6 exons.
GCUAUGCGAUUCCGCGGUACGAUUACGAAUCGAGUGAAUAAACAAGAGAAGCAGCGAAACCAUCUUUAUUUAUACGUCCAUGAGCGAAACAGAUGAAAGUACCCACUUAGCGGUCAUUAUGUUGAUCUUAACCAUGAUCAUGAAUUUUUGUAUUUUUAAUUAAGAAGUGUGCCUUGGAAGAGAUGGGAAACCUGGUGUUUAUUGUGUUGUGUGCAAUCUCUGUUAUCUGUGGUUUCAGCAAUUCGUAUGCUUCUGAAGAUUAUAAAAUUGGCAGUAAAUGUUACAAUUCUGGAGCUCCUGGUAUUUGCAAAAGUGUCACAGACUGUCCACAAGCAAUAGGCUUGUUACGAAAAGGCCACCAACACAAUUUUAAAAGAUGUCUUUUCGCCAAUAUGAUCGAAAUCGUAUGUUGUCCCGACAGUAUCGAAAAGGGGUCUACAGAGGUAGAUCAACAAAGAAAAUAUCAGCAAGCUUGCGAUAAAAUUAAAGCAGAAGCUGGAGUAGAUAUUAAGUAUAUCACACUUGGUGAAGACGCGUUAGACAAGGAGUUCCCACAUAUGGUAGCCCUUGGCUACGUAGACAGCAAUCUUCCACAGGGAGAACUGAGCUGGAGAUGUGGAGCAUCUCUAAUCUCUCCCAAUUUCUUGCUGACAGCGGCCCACUGUGUAUUUAAAGAGAAACCUUUAAGAGCUCGUUUGGGAGUAACGAGAAUUAACGAUACCCAUCAUCAAGAAAUCGACGUUAAGAGAAUUAGAAUACACGAAUCUUAUGAUCCGUUAGGAAAACACGGUGAUCUUGCCAUUAUAGAGUUAAAAAGAAAUGCCACUUUUUCCGAGUCGGUAAGGCCAGCAUGUCUAUACUGGAAACAUGAUGAUCCUCUGGAACUGCUUGUAACAGGCUGGGGGAAAACGACGUCUGUGUUUUACGAAGAUGAUAGAAGCAUAAUUUUACAAAAAGCCAGAUUGGUUCCUGUAUCCGUUGCAUCAUGUAACAAUACAUACUCUACUAGAUAUUUAGGUACUCGAACAAUUGAAAACACACAAAUCUGUGCUUUUGGAAAUUUGUCCGAUGCCUGCUGGGGUGACUCAGGAGGUCCUUUGCAAAUCAGAGAGGGUAAAGGAGCAUUCUCAAUAUUCUCAAUUGUUGGAAUCGUAUCCUAUGGAGCUGGGUGUGGUGGUAAAAUCCCUGGUGUAUAUACUCGAGUCUCUCAAUUUGUAGAUUGGAUCGAAAACUAUGUGUGGCCAUGAUAAAUAAAGUAGUUAAUAGUU